UCGUCCAUUGGUGAUGGCCAGAAAAUUGUAUAAUUUUCCAUGUAAUGAGUCCCACUUUCCUGGGAAGGCACCCUCCUUCUCUGUCCCUUUUCCGUUGUUGAUUUUUCUGGAAGUUGGAUUUGAUCAUUUCCCUCUCUUGUUUCGGUGUGUGGGUGUCCCUGUGUGCAUGAUUUACUACUGAUCUUCAAUCUUCAGACCAACCAUGGUGAUCAUUACUGUUGCAAGUGCGUUAAUCUAUGCGAACAAGAUGAGCUUUUUCGAAGCCUUUACAGACAAUAUGAAGAACGUGUGGACUGAAUGGGAGCUUCGAGGUCUAAUUCUGCUCAGCCUCAUCUUGCAAAUACUACUGAUACUGUUAGGCAAACGCCGAAAGUACAUCGCCAGAACUUGGAUCAGAGUCACUCUCUGGUCUGCCUAUUUAAUGGCCGAUUGGGUCGCAACAGUGGCUCUCGGUGUCAUCUCCAACAGUGGUCGACAAAAUCCAAUCCCCGUCAAGGACAAAGACACAUUACUCGACAAGAAGCAUCUGAUGUCGUUCUGGGCACCUUUUCUUCUGCUUCACCUCGGCGGUCCCGACACCAUCACCGCCUACGCCAUGGAAGAUAAUCAGCUCUGGUUGCGGCACCUGCUUGGACUGGUGGUUCAGAGCGGAGUCGCAAUCUACAUCCUUUUCAUGGCUUGGCCUCCUGCUCAUUCAUGGCUUCCAAUUUUGAGUCUACCCAUGUUUUUGGCUGGUCUGAUUAAGUAUGGAGAACGGACUUGGGCUCUGAGAUCAGCAAAUACGGAACAACUCCGUGAAUCGUUGCUCACUCUCCCCGAUCCCGGCCCCAAUUACGCGAAAUUCAUGGAGGAAUUCACUAUAAAGAAGGCCGAGGGGUUCCAUGUGAAAGCCGUUGAGGUGAUUGAAGAAGCCCCAGUUCCCAUUGAUCAUUCGCAUGCUGUUACAGGCCACGAAUUAGUACUCAAAGCAUAUGAUCUAUUUCAGACAUUCAAACGCCUAUUCGUAGAUCUCAUCCUUAGUUUUCAGGAUCGAGACGCGAGUAAAGCCUUCUUUCAGGAACUCUCUGACUCUCCCGAAACUGCUUUCCAUGUGAUUGAGGUUGAGCUCGGAUUCGCUUUCGAUGUUCUCUACACCAAGGCACCUGUGGUUUACACACUUGUAGGCUGCAUUCUGAGAUUUAUAUGUUUCUCUUCUACUUUUGUUGUGUUGGUUGCGUUUGUAUUGUUGUGUCGGACAGAGACGCAUAAGUAUCAGUUAAUCGAUGUGAUCAUCACUUACUUGUUGCUGAUUGUGGCAAUUUUGCUGGAAAUGUAUGCUGUCGUUGUUAUGAUCCGCUCAGACUGGACAGAUCAUUGGUUGAGUGAACACAAGAGAACUCGGGACUUUUUCCUGAUGCCUUGCCUGAAAAAACCCAAGAAACAUUGGUGGUCUAAUUCCAUGGCGCAGUACAAUUUACUAAGCUUUUGCCUCGGGGAUAAGCCAGCAACGUGCCCUGGGAUCCAAAAGCUACUUCGGAUUUAUGAUUUUCGAGAGAAACACCGUUACAAGACGUACAGUGAUGCGUCCCCGAAGCUGAAAGCCAUUAUCUUCAAUCAUUUAUUGGAGAUUAUGAGAAGCAGCAACGACGACCCAUUGGCUUUAUGUACACACAGAGGUAGUUUUGUUCUCAAGCAAUACGAUUUACCCAAAUUUGAGUGGAGUACCAAGGUAGAAUUUGACCAAAGCAUUCUUAUCUGGCACAUUGCUACGGACCUGUGCUAUUACAUGGAAGAUGGUGGUGUCAAUACAGCGAACAAAGAGGAGAGCAAGCAAAUUUCGGACUAUAUGUUAUACCUUCUGGUAAUGUGUCCAGCUUUGUUGCCAAUAGGAAUUGGGAUGAUCAGGUUUCGAGACACUUGUGCGGAAGCCAGGUUGUUCUUUGAAGAAAGAAGUUCCGUAACUGGUGAUGGAUUUAAAUUUAAAGCCAAUGCCUGUGAGAAGUUGUUGCAAGUGAACACUGAAGUAUUACCAAUUAAAGUGAAGGGGGACAGGAGCAAAUCUGUGUUGUUCGAUGCUUGCAGGCUUGCAAAGUCUUUGCGCGCCAUGAAGGAACAAAAAUGGGGUAUUAUGAGUCUUGUGUGGGUGGAGAUGCUAGCUUAUGCGGCUACUCACUGUAGAGGAAAUCACCACAUUCAGCAGCUCAGGAAAGGCGGUGAGCUUCUCACUCAUGUCUGGCUUCUGAUGGCGCAUCUGGGUAUUACAGAACAGUUCCAAAUAUAUCAGGGCCAUGCUAGAGCUAAGCUGAAUGACGAGUAGGAAAGGGCACAGUGCUGAAUUGUUGUUAGGUGUUUUGCACUGUAAGGUCCUUUUAUGCUUUCUCUUGGAAAUGAAUGAUGUGAGAGGUUAGCAUACUAUCUUGAGAAAUGUCUUGACCAUGGGAAUGUCAACUUCAUCAAACAAUGUGGGUGUUUGGGAAGUGGGUUUUUAUGUAGGUUUUUUUAGUUGUAAGAUAUUAUUAGAUAAAAAA
This is a messenger RNA of Camellia sinensis, 2507 nucleotides long. RefSeq lists its product as uncharacterized. The record is from RefSeq and is a predicted model, not a curated record. Lineage: Eukaryota; Viridiplantae; Streptophyta; Magnoliopsida; Ericales; Theaceae.